CUGCUCGCUUGGAUGCUGCUGCCAGGCUGCUGGGCAGUGAGGGGGCCUGGCACCGUGCGGGGAUUCCUGGGGGGGUCCUUCUCCGUGAACUGCACGUACAAGCCCGGCGAGGAGUUGAAGCCGAAAUUCUGGUGCCGUCCGGGAACCUUUUACACCUGUGAUACUGACAUCAUCAUCACCUCGGAGCUGCAGCCCGAGGUGCGGCAGGGCCGAUUCUCCAUCCGGGACGAUCGUGCACAGCGGGUGUUCACAGUGACCGUGGAGGGUCUGAAAAAGUCGGACAGGGGCACCUACCGCUGCGGGGUGCGAAAGAGCGUAAUCUUGCCUGAUGAGAGUGACGACGUGAAGGUGAUCGUGUCCCCAGCUUCCUCUUCCUCCUCCCCAGCCCCGACCACCAAGGACCCUGAUCUCACUAGCUUUGUAUCAGUCCCCACGGAGACAGCUCCCUGGGGGGAGUCUGCACAACCAGGAUCAAGUCACUCCCACCCCGAACACUUCGGCCCUCCACACUUGCAAGUGGUUGAGCACAUCCUCACUCCAGGCAUCAUAAUGGUUCUUCUUUUGCUUGCAAUUGCUGCUGGCAUUUUGGUAAAAAUGUCCAGGAAGAGGAAGCAGGUGAGAUUUGCAGUGGCAGCGCAGUUUUUUAGUACAUUUCUUUUCCUCUGGUUUCACUCAUGUCUAACCACAUCCAUGCUUCAUCCAGCCCUCUCCGGAGCAGCUGUAGAGAUGGACAGGACUCGCAGCACAUCGCGAACAGGAGCGGAUGCCUUGAACUAUGCGGACAUUAACCACCACGCAGGCACAGCCGAGAGCCAGCUGUACAGCAAUGCCGAGGCUUUGCGCUGCUUGGCAUACACCACGACCGAGUACACGGAGAUCACGCAGAGCAAUAAGCAUUUGGAAGAGGAAAAAGAGGCUACGUAUGCCAACAUGCCGUCAGCUCCACAGCCCAGAGAAGAGCUCUACAGUACAGUGAAGAGGGUGUGAGCCGGCCCCUGGCCCCGUGGGCUGCUCGCACUGCCGGCAGUGCCAGGGGGACACGGGCUGGCUUUUGGCUCGGGCAGGAGCUGGCUUGACAGCGGAGCUGCUGCUCUUGUAGGCUAAGACAUUUCCUUGGAGCAACCUCGAAGAGGAUGAGGUUGAGCAGGAGGCAUGGAGUGGGAUGAAAUCAUCCCUCUGCAUUUGGAGACCUCACCCAUACAGCAAUGGUGCUGGGAAUAAAAAACUGCCUCUUGCAUUGGGGUAGCGCAGGCCAGAGACCAGCCAGGCAGGGUGUGGAAGAGCCCGGCAGUGGUAGGCAAGGGUGGGCUGGGGGUUGUGGGUGGGCUGCCUGGCUCCCUGCACCCAGCACCCACCCCGCUUGCCCCUCUGGCUGUGUUAUUCACGUGGGCUGAUGCUCCCAAAACUGCUAGUCCCCUCAGACUUUUUUCAUGUCGAUGCCAGGCAGAGCUGGCAGCUCUUGGGAAGCAGAACAGCAAGAAAUGUUAUAUCCAAAUGCAUUUGUUAUAUCCAAAUACUGGGGGGCUCGGGUGGAGGGUGUAGUGGAUUAGGGUCUUGGUGCAAAGGAUAUGGCAGAGGUACUCCUGUCCCUCCUGCCCGGCAGCUGGGAAGCGUCUCCCCUGACCCCCCUGGUCCCACAGCCCCCAGGGAGAUUUGCUCCUGCUCUCUCUCCCCCGUCAUCCCCAAGGACCCCCAGGCUGGGAGCACACGAUGGGCUGUAACCGUGACCCUGCUCUUCUCUGCUUAUAAUUUAUUUUCUGCCACCCACUAAAUACGUUCUUGUUCUUUCGUGUAAAGUAUUGCUCCUUUAUCAGUGACAGGAACUGAGAAUUUGAUAGCAUCUAGCACAGUAUUUAGCUGUAUUCGUACGGCAGCUUUGCACCACGCUAAAGGGAUUAUUGCAGAGUGUUGCCCCAAAAGCAGGUCCGACCCCUUACUGGUGCCCAGGUGGACUCCAGCAGCGUGGCAACCCAGAUCUUUAAGGGCAAGGACUCUGCUGCUCCAGCACAAACCAGCAACCCCAUUGCCAGCAGCUGAGGCACGGCUCCCCACCAGGACAUUUCAUGGGGCUGCGCUUGGGGCACGCUCUUGCCCCCUGCGCUUUGUUUCAGUAUUUCUGUAAUUGUUUUAUUCGAGAAGCCACGUGGAGCAUCCCUGCUCUGUCAAAACCAAAGGCGGCUGCAAGUAGAUGUCAGUGCUAUGACAGUUGUGGUUAUUCCUAUAGGUUAUUCCUAUAUAAGCUUAUCUUCCUAUGGAAGCAAAAUUCCUCUUGUGUUCGGUCAGGAGGUCCUUCCCACCCUGCUGAGGCCGGGCUUCAGAGAAGGGAGCACACAGGGAACAAACGGCGAUGGCACAGACAAGCAUCACUGCAAUUUGUAAUGAAAAGGAGCAUCCAGCCAGAUUCCAGCCAUUGCUGGGAGAAAAGGGAAAGCAAACCCCUCUGCACCCACGGGAACAAACUUCUGCCACAAAUUUCAUGUGGAACUGGGGAAAAAAAAAGAAAAUCACAUAUUGCUCUUCCUGCUCCCCCAUUUAUUACUGGAGAUAAUAACACCCCUUCUCUGAAGGAGUCAGGAGGAGGAAUCAGUUGGAUUUUUUUUUUAGGUAACCAGGUCCCAUUAUGCCAUAUCUGGAGGUAGUUUUCAUGCUUUAAAAAAAAGAACUAAAUGGCUUACUUAAAUUAAAGCCCUCGCUGCUGCGCUAAGGCAGAAAUAGCCGCCAGCUU
Molecule: messenger RNA, 2725 nt
Organism: Haliaeetus leucocephalus (bald eagle)
Lineage: Eukaryota; Metazoa; Chordata; Aves; Accipitriformes; Accipitridae
Product: CMRF35-like molecule 6
Exons: 7
Coding region: 13-987 (324 amino acids)
Cellular component (GO): plasma membrane
Molecular function (GO): transmembrane signaling receptor activity
Source: RefSeq, a predicted model, not a curated record